This is a messenger RNA of Syzygium oleosum, 513 nucleotides long. RefSeq lists its product as uncharacterized. The transcript has 4 exons. The record is from RefSeq and is a predicted model, not a curated record. Bases 1 to 513 code for a protein of 170 amino acids. Gene Ontology annotation, cellular component: catalytic step 2 spliceosome. Lineage: Eukaryota; Viridiplantae; Streptophyta; Magnoliopsida; Myrtales; Myrtaceae. Gene Ontology annotation, biological process: regulatory ncRNA-mediated post-transcriptional gene silencing; negative regulation of RNA catabolic process.
AUGUCACACUAUGUCUUGGAAGAAGCAGCACUCAUUGCUGAAGAGCUUUCCGUUACGAAAAUGAGUUCUCUUAGCUAUCCCGGAACACCAUGUCGAGUACUUGCAAAGAGCCUCUUAAAAUGGGAUCUUCAGGAUAUAUUACUCUGCGGAGUUUAUGCACGGAGAGAAGCUGUUUCUGGGAAUAUUGAUCUCGCAAGAAAAGUGUUCGACAUGGCAUUGUUAUCUACCAAAGCGCUUCUUCCGAUGCAACUGCUUAGAGCGCGCCAGGGGUUUAGAGAGAGAUUGAGAACAAUACAUUCAGCAGGGUCGUGUGGUUCCGUGAACGAUCAGUCUGUUGCUCUUGCAUCUUCAGCUGCUUUGUUUGAGGAGUUGACUAGUGGAUGGGCAACAGGUAUAGAGGUUUUAGAUCUAGCUCUUUCAAUGGUGCUUCCAGGUAACUUUUUUUUUUUUUUUUGUAGGGGGAGGGCGGGGGAGAGAUUAAAAGGAAAAUUUAUACACGAAAGAAGCAGUUGA